Messenger RNA from Exaiptasia diaphana, 455 nucleotides. RefSeq names its product GPI transamidase component PIG-S. Gene Ontology annotation, cellular component: GPI-anchor transamidase complex. Gene Ontology annotation, biological process: attachment of GPI anchor to protein. The record is from RefSeq and is a predicted model, not a curated record. The transcript is spliced from 5 exons. Lineage: Eukaryota; Metazoa; Cnidaria; Anthozoa; Actiniaria; Aiptasiidae. The coding region runs from base 18 to 455 and encodes 145 amino acids.
CGGUCUGAAAUUUCAAAAUGGCGGACGGUAUUGGGGAAAAAGACGUAGAGAAGAAAGAAAAGUGGUUCCAAGCAGUAUCAUCUGUGGUUAUUGGCGUCAUAUUUAUCAUUGUUGGAAUACCAUUAUGGUGGCAUACAACCAAAGUCUACAGAGCAACAUUACCUUACAAAGAUAUAGAAAUGCUAGCAGAUCUUCAGCUGAGCUACAAAGUUCAAAUAAAUAUUAUUAUACCAAAUGAAGAAAGUCUCAAAACUCAUGUUGGCUCUAUAAAAACUACCUUGAGCGAAAGGCUAGGAAGCAUAAAAGAUUUUUCUGUAAAUCCAUGGUUUGAAGUCAGUGUAAGAUUAGAGAAUGAGGAAGAAAGAGCAAUAGUUGAAAAUGCUAUAAGGAAAAGGCAGUCUCUUAAAGAUUCUAUAUGCUUAUACCAUUAUAUUAAUAUGAUCAGUAGCUCAUGA